UGUUGCCAGACGACAUUAGAAUUUCUGGCGGGUUGAUGCUGUUGUUAUUGAUCGCCCGUUUGUGGACAUUUUCGAACUGAAUUAGUUGUUAUGUAAUAGACAUUUUAUUCCUUCUGCAUCAUGGUGGUACCCGUGUUUCUAGUUCUUGUAUUCUGUUUUUCAACUUUAACAGAGACAGCACUGAGUCAUACUAUCAUAAAAAGAGAAGCAGAAAAAACUUCAGAGCUCCAACUUGAAAAUGAUUUAAGAAGGGUUAAGAGGCUGAAGGAUUCAGAUGCAAUGCUUCCCAGAGUAAAGCGUAUGAAAAGAGACGAAUUCUUUGAACGUGAAUUGUCAAGAAUUAAGCGCUCAAAACGAUCAUUAAAACCUGGUUUGUCACGUGUUAAACGGACAAAAAGAGCUAGUGAAGUAGUUUUACCUGAGCUGUCAAGAGCUAAGCGUUUUAAGGAUCUUGAUGUGGACUCAUUCAGGCUCACUCGUGUGAAACGAUUAAAACGGUCCCCAUAUGAAACCUUGACAGUCGCUCAUGACGAACCGAACUUGUCCAGAAUGAAACGUUCUAAAAGAUCGGUUGAAUUUGCAUUACAUGAAAAGGAUCUUUCAAGAGUAAAACGUUUUCAUGAUCCGAAUACAAUUGAACUGUCCCAAGUCAAGCGAUUGAAACGAUCUGCAAGGGUAAAACGAAUACCUCCCAACGUUCACAAAAUUAAGAGAAAUAGGAAUAAAUAUGUGAAUUAUCCUAUAGGAACACAGAAAAGGCAUUUCAAAGCAUUGCAUGGACAUUUGGAUAGAAAUGUUGAUUUGAACACCGUAAAACAGAAGUUAUCGCGACAGUCGAUUGACUUAAACCAGAAAAGGAAAAAGAACAGAGGCAUCGAAACGUUAAAACAACGACUGGAAAAGAGAACGCGUAAUAAACAUAAAAGAAGAAUGAAACAUAGGAACAUGAAAAUGAAGAAGCACCAUAUCCAAAGUCAUAGAUUGAACAAGAAAAAUAUCAAUUGAAAACAUGUGCUCAUUCUGCAGCGUUUGUGUAAAUAAAUAUAGGAGCUUGUGUCAAAAAACCUGUCUAUGUCAGUUAGGGUCAGUGUCGAAAAUGAAAGAUUCGAAAAAAAAAAACCCAAAAGAACAACAUACAGUUGAAUAGAUACACGAUGUACAUAGAUGUUAUUUACUGUAAAAUUCCGAAAAGAAACAAUUUUAGUGUAGUUUUAUGUACAAAAAGUUUUCAGUUUUUCAUUAAAAAUUUCGAA
Messenger RNA from Mytilus trossulus (common blue mussel), 1253 nucleotides. RefSeq lists its product as uncharacterized. NCBI's taxonomy places the organism in Eukaryota, Metazoa, Mollusca, Bivalvia, Mytilida, Mytilidae. The record is from RefSeq and is a predicted model, not a curated record. The transcript is spliced from 2 exons. The coding region runs from base 121 to 1005 and encodes 294 amino acids.